Messenger RNA from Hypanus sabinus (Atlantic stingray), 4030 nucleotides. RefSeq names its product Rho GTPase activating protein 39 (gene arhgap39). NCBI's taxonomy places the organism in Eukaryota, Metazoa, Chordata, Chondrichthyes, Myliobatiformes, Dasyatidae. Gene Ontology annotation, cellular component: cytoskeleton; cytoplasm. The record is from RefSeq and is a predicted model, not a curated record. Gene Ontology annotation, molecular function: GTPase activator activity; protein binding. Bases 371 to 3718 code for a protein of 1115 amino acids. The transcript has 13 exons. Gene Ontology annotation, biological process: signal transduction.
GCGGGGCAUGCUGACGCCGUCAAAGAUGGCCGUCCACAUCCGGGCAUGCAAGAUGGCGGCCCCCAUGUCUCACCGUAGCACUGCACUCUGCUCGUAGUUUAGACUUACAGACCUUGGCGAAAUGGCCCCGCUUUCCGCAGCUGGAGCAGGUCGGGCAGCGUUUUCGAGGAUGUUUUCCGACUUCACAGAAAUAACACAGCACGGGCUUUUGACGGGCCGCAGCCGUGGUCGGGUUCGGGGAGUUCGUGGAAUCGCGACUGGCAGCAGCGUUGGCAAAUUCACCGGCGGUGGCGGGGUCUGAGGCGUCCACGGAACCGGCGGGGAAUCGCGCGGCUGGACAGCAUCAGCGCUGUGCAGAGCAGGUUCCAGCAUGUCGGCCAUCUCAAUCGCCGAGCGUAAGGAAUGCUUCAGAGGGUGUCGACUUCUGCUGGGGUCCGAGUUCACAGUUUCUGGCUGCCCUCUGGAAUCUCGCUUAAGGUCUUACGACAUGCAGCUUGAAAGUGAGACAGAAAGUGCUACCACAUGGCUGGAAUGGGUGGAAAUCAUUGAGCCUCGAACUCGAGAGCGCAUGUAUGCGAACCUCAUCACUGGAGAAUGCGUCUGGGAUCCACCUUCUGGAGUCCGAAUAAAGCGUACCAACGAGAAUCAGUGGUGGGAGCUCUUUGAUCCCAACACCUCUAGGUUUUAUUAUUACAAUGCCACCACUCAGAGGACAGUCUGGCACAGGCCUCAGAACUGUGACAUCAUUCCACUAGCCAAACUUCAGACAUUAAAGCAGAACACUGACUCACCAAGCCGAGCUUCUGCCGACAACAGCCCCGGCCGCAGUAGCAACAUCAGCAGAGAAGGGAGUACCAGCUCCUCACUGGAGCAGGAGCUGGAGGCUGAUCGGACUCAAGAACAAGCACGGACGAAACAAGCCCAGCAGAUCAUCGGGAAAGAGGACGCGGAGAGGACAUCGCCUCACCGAUGGAUGACAGGCACUAGGGAGCGCAUGUUGAUCAAAGUCACAGACCGGGAACCAAGUUACCUCCUGCAUCAGGGUAACGGGAAUGUGGAAAACCAGCCCGGGACACGGCCGCGGAGACCCUCGGGCCACCAGCUGCCUCAUGCUCACAGCUUUGCCUCAGACAGUGACAACCAGGUCUUCUUCACAGAGCGCAAGCCAUCCCCUUACCUGAAGAGGGCUGAGCACAUUGGCGGCUGCUCUCCAGUGCUCGCCAGAGGAGAGCCCUAUCACUCCCCGAUCCAUUAUCAACAUCGCAAGUACUCCUUUGAAUCCCAGCCCUCGUCUCCUCGCUACGGCUAUGAGCCCCCUCUCUAUGAGGAGCCCCCUGUGGAAUACCAGGCUCCUAUUUACGAUGAGCCCCCUAUGGAGGUGCAGUGUGAGGGAAUAAGCUAUAAAGCAGGGUCACCUCAGAAGUCCCCAGUUCGGAAACCGCACCCAAUGCUUCACUCCCCCAAACAGGGCCAGAAUUCCCCCUACCAGCACCUCGUGUUGACAAAGCAGAAAUGUGCAGAGAGAUCUAUGAGCCUAGAGUACAGCCCGGCAGGCAAGGAGCUUGUGAAACAGCUGGUGUACGUGGAGCAGUCUGGCUCCAGCCCGAAAUUCAAGUCAGGCACAAAACAUCGGUAUUCGCCAAGUGCUGCCUCCACUAUUUCUUACACAUUGCAACAUAGCCCGUCACUGGGGAGGGACUUCCAGCGGUCAGAGUCAAGAUCUGCUGACUACAACGGUCUGGAGGAGUCGGAGGCCAGGUUUGUCCACCAGGGUGGCUCACUGAUCCAUGAGGACUCGAUGUCAUGGUCCAGCCAGCACGACUCACUGUCCUCCAUGGGUUACUCACCCAGCACGAGGAAGAGGAAAAGCAGGAAGCCCUCGCUUACGCAGGAGGGCUGCGGCGUGGCGGGGGAGAGCUGUGGCGAGGCGAGCCCAGCACCCGAGCAUCUGUUAGCGGAGGAGAGGCACUCGCCGGGCCAGGCCGAGGGCAAGGGAGCGGAGGUGGAUUCACUGCGGGGCUACUCAGAUGUACAUACAGCCCAGAGCCGGCUUGCACGCGAGGCUCAGCAGCUCCACCACAUCAAGCAGCGCAGCAGCUGGGACUCGCAGAAGGAGGUGUCGGGCUACGAGAGUGACGGGGCCCUGCCACUGCCAAUGCCAGGUCCUGUGGUGCGGGCUUUCAGCGAGGAUGAGGCCCUCGCCCAACAAGACAGCAAACACUGGAAGAGGAACACGUUUGAGAAGCUCGGCUUUCCUCAAGUGCUGCUGGAGAAGAGUGUAUCUGUGCAGACCAACCUGGCUUCACCGGAGCCUUACUUACACCCAUCACAGUCCGAGGAUCUGGGCACUUGCAGUCAGUACGAUGUUGGGAGGCAGAACAGGAACAUGAUGCCCAGCGCCAGCUGCGUCUUCCCCGGCUUCAUGCUGCGUAAGCCUUCCUCCGAGACCGACAUCGAGAACUGGGCUUCCAAACACUUCAACAAGCACACGCAGGGCAUCUUCCGCCGCAAGGUCUCCAUCGCCAACAUGUUAGCCUGGAGUAGCGAGUCCAUCAAGAAGCCCAUGAUAAUGACUGCCGACCGGAGCGUGAAGAAGGAGGCCUGUGAGGUGUUCAAGCUCAUUCAGAUGUACAUGGGUGACCGACGGACCAAGGCGGAUCAGCUUAAUGUGGCGCUGGAGAUCGCCACGAAGGGCUGGAGCAUGCAGGGUCUGAGGGACGAGCUCUACAUCCAGCUGUGCCGGCAAACGACUGAGAACUUUAGAUACGAGAGCCUCGCCAGGGGCUGGGAAUUAAUGGCCAUCUGCCUGGCCUUCUUCCCCCCAACUCCCAAAUUCCACUCUUACCUGGAAGGCUACAUCUACAGGCACAUGGAUCCCGUGAAUGAUGCUAAAGUGACACAGCACAUAACAGAGCUCCAGGAAAGGAAAGAUAAGAAGAGAGUGAAAUUGCGAAAGAAAUCAAAGCCUUGUAUUGCGGAUGCCGAUGGUGUUGCUAUCAGCACAUAUGCCAAAUACUGCUACCGAAAGCUACAGAAAUCAGCUCUGACUGGAGCAAAGAAGGGUCUCCGUAAACCAAGUGCAGAUGAGAUCAGACAUGCCACCAAUGCCGUUUUCUGCCCCUCCAUGUUCGGCAGCUCCCUGGAAGAGAUCAUGAACAUGCAGAAUGAUCAUUACACAGACCGACAGCUACCGUGGGUGCAAACCAGGCUCUCAGAGGAGGUGCUGAAGCUCAAUGGAGCUCAGACUGAAGGCAUCUUCAGGGUCCCUGGUGACAUCGAUGAGGUCAAUGCUCUCAAGCUGCAGGUGGAUCAGUGGGUUAUCCCUCAAGGGCUGACGGACCCCCACGUACCAGCUUCGUUGUUGAAAUUGUGGUAUCGUGAACUGGAGGAUCCACUCAUCCCACACGAAUUUUACGAGCAGUCAAUCACUCACUAUGAGAACCCGGAGGCAGCCAUCGCAGUUGUCCACUCCUUGCCCAAGCUCAACCGCCUAGUCCUCGGUUACCUCAUCCGGUUUCUCCAGAUUUUUGCCCAGCCAGCUAAUGUCUCUGUUACCAAGAUGGACGCCAACAACCUGGCAAUGGUCAUGGCGCCCAACUGUCUGCGCUGCCAGUCCAACAACCCCAGGAUAAUAUUCGAGAACACUCGGAAAGAGAUGUCCUUCCUGCGAGUGCUGAUUCAACACCUGGACACAAGUUUCAUGGAAGACGUGCUAUAGCGAGGCCAGUUCACCAGUCAGAGCAGAAGAGAUCUCAUCAACAAACACAGAUGUCAGCAGAAAUACAGAGGGGUUGGCGAGGAGAUAUUCGAUCUGCAGCUGCUCCCAAGUUGAUGGUGGCCAGGGGUGUUCAGGCACAGUGCUUGACCUUCGAGCUGAGGUUGGAGAGGGCUGAGGGGGUUUAAAGCAACGUGUUGUGUCAGCCAGACUCUGUAAUUAGAACACAUGGAAAUGUAGAGGCUCCAUGUUGUGUGAAUAAUGAAUAAACAAGUUAAGAAAGCCUUGCUUUGUUCAACUUCAAGUUAUUGCCAU